AUGCUGCCAAGCGUGGCUGCCAUUCCAAACCCGACUGGAGGCCUUCUGAAUGCCUCCUUCAGCUGUCCCCCACAGCCACUCCACAGACUCGCCGGCGAGUGGCGACUCUUCGUGAAUUCUGGCGCUGUGCGAGAUGUCAGCAUAAGUGCCCCGUCGCCUUAUGCCGCAGUGCUCGCUGCGGUUUCGCCCGGGGGAGAAAGGCUGCCUUCGGCUCUGCUGCACAGAGAGUUCGCCACCAUCGGCCUCAACGGUGCGAUGGUAAAGUACACAGAGGCUGCGACAGAAGUGCUCUUCCCUGGCGUCGGUGUCCUCGAUGACGACAAGCAGAUCGAGGUUCGCCGCUACCGGAUCUCAAGCCGAUUUUGCCAGAAUGCCGGGAUUCUGAAGCUGGAGGAUCUGGAAGCUGCCUCAGCAGAUUCGAGCGAGAUUCAUCUCCAGGCUGUGGCACUGCGUCGAGGUCCUUCUCUGCCGGACCUGGCCGUACCUUUCGUCGUCCCAGGACACCUUUUCGUCGAGGCCAUCUACACCGUCCAAGCACUCGGGUCUUGGAACAUCGCCGCCUUCGCAGCGCGCCUGGGCCGCUGGCACCUUCGGCUCAUCAACGAGGUCGGAACAACAGAGACGAGGCUGAUCUACGAGGAGUCUUCCUGGCGCCAACGGCUCCUUCGUGAUGGGUCCAACAACACCCUGCGCCGCUGCGGAGCAGCUUUUCUCGUAGGCCAGCCCAAGCUGUCCGUUUGGAGGCGCCUGUAUCCCGGAGAGGUCCUGAUCGGGCCCUGCGCCGACCGAGAGGCUGCGGAGCGGGUUGCCCGCGAGGUAGGCAGCACCCUGGGCUUCGUCACCUUUCCGCAGGGCUGCUACUUUCUGCUCGAGAAGGCUCGGGAUCGACUCUCACUGCAGACUUUCCCGGCAAAGAAGCAGGAGAACAUGAGGGAGGCCGGUGUGGUUUUGCCGAGGCUGAAGGCUCUGGGACCUUCGCCCCUGGGCAUCCGCCUGGGAAACGCCCUGUUUCUGAUGGCUGCUGCGUUGGCUAUGGCUGCAGACUUUGGUUUCGGCUUCCGAAUGGAAACCAGUAUGCAUUGGUUUCCAUAUGCAGAGGCCGGUGGGAUCUUCUCCCUGCUGCCGUGCGUACAUUGGUAUACGCCUGCGCGAGACCUUCCCAUGAUUGGCAGCCCUAGCCACGGGGGUUUCGAGGAGCCUCGACUGCCGAAGGGUGCGAAGGCAGUGAUUCUGCAUGGAUACUUCCAGAACUUGAAGUACUUCUGGCACCACAAGCAGCUUGUGAGGAGCUACCUCCUGCCGGCGAGCCUGGCGGAGCGAGCCCGCGGCAUCUUCCUGCGAUGGAUGGCGGCACACCUUCUCAACCAGGACGCCACCACUCUGGCGAUCCACGUGCGCUUGGGCGAUCGAGGCGAUGGGCUGGGCACAAUGUACUUCCGCGAGUCUGUGCGCAUUGCAAAAGCAAAGAUCGCGCGGCUGCAGAGCCGAGCCGCCGAUGGGAAGAUCCACUGUAUCCUGUUCUCUGACGAGCCGGAACGACUUCGCUCUGGCAGAGCCACGCAGAUUUGCCCCAAGCACAGCAUCUUCGAGGAGCCGAUGCGGGACGAUUUGGCUCUCGCCGUGUUGGCCGUGUGCUGCUCGGGGAUUGUCAUCAGCUUUUCCACCUUCAGCUGGUGGGCUGCAGUUCUUGGUGGUUACCGGGUGGUAGUGGCACCUGCGACCACGGAGCAAAGCUGUUUGGCCACGGCCCCGGCCGAGAACAACACAUUGGCCUACGUUCCGGGCUGGCUGCGCGCUGACGUUCCCUGCGAUGCGGAAAGGCUUGGUGCAAAACGGGCGCAGGAGUCGAGUCUGGGUAUCAGUCGAACGCCCAUCACAUGCGCACAAACUUGCAAGACUGGCACAACAAUUGCUGACCUGAGUAGUCUGGAACUUGUUACUCGGUGUGAUUUCGGCAUGCCCUGA
Messenger RNA from Symbiodinium sp. CCMP2592, 1965 nucleotides. The record is from the annotation of a GenBank genome assembly. NCBI's taxonomy places the organism in Eukaryota, Dinophyceae, Suessiales, Symbiodiniaceae.